AUGCUCAUAGUAGGAAUGACUGGAAGUGGCAAAACUCAGUUCCUACUUAAUAUGCUAGAAACAGAGUACAAUAGAGUAUUCGAUUACAUUGUCAUUAUAUGUCCAACAAUAGAGUGGAAUAUGACUUACAUUAAUUGGGCUCAUAUUAGUGAUCACGGAGUUAUUCAGAUUCCAUGCUCACAAGAAAUGAUCAAUCUUGUUCUCAAGGCAGUGUCCACCAUAUUCCGCGGUACUCAAACUCUCAUUAUAGUGGACGAUUGUGCGGCAAGUCAAGAUGUAAAGAAAAGAGUCUCAGAACUGGUACGUCUAGCAUUCUCCGCAAGACAUUACAACAUAUCUGUCAUUGUACUUACCCAACAAUUGUCAUCAGUAGCAAAACCAUUUAGAGAGAACAUUUCCAGGUUAUUUACAUUUUACAACCCUAGUCGCAAAGAUAUGAAGGUCAUAACAGAUGAUUACCUAAGUGGUGUUCCUCAGGAGGCGAUAACAGGGAUUACGAAGAUAUUAAAAGAUGAGAAGUUCACCGCACUGGAUGUACUACUUAUUCACCCUUACACAUACACUGUUAAACUAAACACCGCGUAAAAUAUAGAUGAUGGGAACUAAAUCUGAUGAAGAAAUAUUUGAGGCUGUAAGAGAAGUAGAGGAGGCCGCAAAGGUGCCGCAGAAAAAAGCAAGAAAAACUAAGUCUACCGCUGAUAAGUCGCAAACUGAACACAAAAGAGACAAACUUAUAGAGCUAUCUAGGGAUGGUAUAAUAGGGAAGCCCGCAAGUUUUAUAAGAAAGUCUAACAAGGAUGUUGUAGAUAGACUAUACCAUGAGUAUGAAAGUCAGAGGAUGUCAUGUGCAAGUGACUUCUUAUCAACACUUAUAAUUUCAAAGUUUGCUUCUAUACUGGGGAGUUUUGGUGCGGUGGAAUCUUCAGAGAAGCUGUCAGAGGAACUACUUAGCGAUAAGCUUUUAAGGGACGACGUAGCGUAUCUAACCAGAACGAUAUCUCCCAACAUUCCAUUCAUAGGGCUCAUAUCCGGUGGCUGUACAACAGCCAAGCAUGUAGUUGCCCAUAAGUGGAGUAAGAAGGAAGAAAUAUCUGAGGAAGCUAAACAUAUCUUAUUAAAUACAGAAGAAUGUCGCAACUCGGAGAGCCCUACGACUGGGGAAACGCCUGGGACGGAACAGAGUUUGAAGACAUAAUUAACGAGUUAAUUGAGAAGACCGACGGGAACAAGGAGCAGCUAGACGAAAUUCAGGCAGCACUUGAUUCAACAGAAAGCUUACUCAAGAAGAACAAGGCAACACUGGACUCAAUAGAGAAGGACCUGUACUCCCUCAAGGAUAAAGUUGUGGGACCACUCCAGCAUGACUACCAGACGUUCAAAGAUGAUAUGGUUAAAACAGUUGUAAAGAUAUACAAGAAACUAUAUGAAAUGUAA
Molecule: messenger RNA, 1434 nt
Organism: Paramuricea clavata
Lineage: Eukaryota; Metazoa; Cnidaria; Anthozoa; Malacalcyonacea; Plexauridae
Source: the annotation of a GenBank genome assembly